AUGAAGCAUUUACUCCUAUUUAUUCUAAUCCUCUACAUUUUAUUUAUUGUAGCUCUUGAAUGUAUUAAUAACCAAAUUAAUUUUAUUUUAAAGCUAAGGAUAAAGGUAAACCAAAGAAAUCAAAAAAGAAUAAAAGUAUAAGUGAAAUGAAAUCACCAAUAACCGUAAGUGGAAGAGCUUGGGCUAGAAAGAAUUGUAUGUUUGGUGAAAUUUUGAGUAAAGGAGGAAUAGAAGUAUUUAAUAAUAAAAGAAAAAUAGGCUAAAAAUUUAAAAACGAAAAAAUUAGAAGCAUAGAUUUUGAAAACUAAAUUGCUUAAAGUAGGAACACUAAAAUCAAAAAAAGAAGGUAGACCAUUAGUUAUUAAUGGUUCGAUAUCUGUGUAUAAAAUGAAAACAUAAGAGAAAAAACAGAAAGUUUUAUUAUAAGAAAGUAUAUAAAUUAAGUAUUCUAGUUUAGUGGGAAUUAUUGCAUCAUUUAGAUUUUAAUGAUUAAUCUAAUAGUAAAUGUGAAAAUUUGAGAGAUGGUCAUUUUUUUGGUGGUUAUUGUGAAAAUACAAAUUAAACUUUAAGCAAAAAAUUCAAUACUUUACCUUAACAUACUCAAAUAAAAGUUGAAUUAGCAUUACACGUAUUUGAUUAAUGGGAAUCAGAAUAAAUUAUUAUGAGAGCAGAUGAAUAAAUUAGUAUAAUAAAUAUAUUAUUAUUAGUUUGGAAGAAUAAAUUUGAAAAUACUGUUCAUCAUAAUAAUUUCUGUGGAAGUUCUAGAUUUGGAGAUUAAAUUAAUAUGUAUUAUUAAUUUAAUAUAAAGAUUAGUCCUAUUAUGA
Paramecium pentaurelia is the source of this 824-nucleotide messenger RNA. Lineage: Eukaryota; Ciliophora; Oligohymenophorea; Peniculida; Parameciidae. The record is from the annotation of a GenBank genome assembly.